Messenger RNA from Porites lobata, 9113 nucleotides. Lineage: Eukaryota; Metazoa; Cnidaria; Anthozoa; Scleractinia; Poritidae. The record is from the annotation of a GenBank genome assembly.
CCAUGGCGGACUUCACGAGAGUUUCUUCCAAACACGGAGACGUGGAAAUGGCAAAUCGCAACGUACAUUACCAUGCAGUAGGUUCCAUAUUCUCUUUGGUCAUUUUUCAAAGACUUUGACUUGUUGGAAACAUUUUUGACUUCCAAAAAUGACUUUUCGCAGAACGAAAACAAAGGGUAUCUAGCAGACGCCGGAGAAAACGCAGGAAAUAAACCCGGGUGGAAAGAACAUCAGAAUGAGGAAGAUUUUGAUCCUUGGGCUCUGCCUGAACUUCAGGAUUUUGGACCAAAAUGGUCUGGUAAGUUUCGUGUCUGGUUGUAUUCUUCGUCUAACUUCGUCAUACUACAAAAAUUCAGUUGUGGUAUCAAUAUUAGGAAAGGGAAAGUAUUUUACAGCAGCAGUUUUACAGUUACAGCUUAUUAAAAUGAAGUCAAGGGAUGUAUUUGUGAAAACAAAGAAAAACAAAGCAAAAAUAGUAGAAAAACGGAAAUACCAUGAAUAUAAAUAGAGAUACCUGAAUAAAUUGUUGUUGUUGGCAUUAUUUUCCCUUUUUUUGGCGCUUACUUUCUUGUCAUUUAGCAAGAGACUCGUUUCAACUAGCAAAACAUGUUACAUACAGAGAACAACAACUGAUACAUAAUGCUAACGAGAAUAAUGUUUUCUUGUCAAUGCCGAUGUAACAAUGUCAAAUUAUAACCUCACAUCAAAUCACAACAGGGUUUACAAAUGCCUUGAAACCUGCUGCUAACAGCAAUGCUUUACCAACAAUUGCGACUUCAGUGCUGGAUCCAGACCUUGAGAUAAGGGGGGUUGGGGGAGGGGACCGGUCUCCAAAAGAAUUUUGGGAUCCGCCAUUGGACUUAUGAUUGUGUGACCAAAUCUUUCUCUUUGCUGACCGACAGAGCUCGACUGCAAAGGAAAGUUUCUUCGCGUUGCUUUGGCUUUUACCAAAAUUGUCCUACUCCUUGGUCUUCUGUACUUGUUCAUCUGUUCGUUGGAUUUCCUAAGCAGUGCCUUUCGCCUGUUGGGAGGAAAAGCCGCUGGCGAAGCCUUCGCUUCGAAUGACAUUCUCAGCAACCCCGUGGCUGGCCUUAUGAUUGGCAUCUUGGCAACUGUUCUUGUUCAAAGCUCGUCCACUACAACUUCCAUCGUGGUCUCAAUGGUGGCUGCUGGCAGUAAGUUUUGUAUUUUACAACAACAAUGUUGCAUGGUUCUGGAAGAUAUUUACCAGACUUUACUGUAAUUUAUAUAACGUUUUGGCGCCUCCAAUUGCUUCCAGUGGUCACAUAUCUGAAAAGAAUUUCAGCAUUUUUAAAAUCAACGCUUUGUAGGCAGAGGGUUUUAUUGAUUUAUGGACCAUAGUUUCGUCAUAGAGGAAAAAGACCCUUAUAUUUUGUCACUCAUCGAAAAAGCAAUACAACACAUUUAUUUUGAGUUGAUAUUAGCCUGGUAGCCAAUAACCAACAACGCUGGAGUUUGUCCGGCUUGAACUGUGCAAAAGCUCAGUAUAGAGAAGUCAGUUGAAAAGUCUGUUCCUUGUUUGCACAUUUUGUCUUUGGAGUUUCCUAGGGUAUUCUUCAUUCUGUUUAUCAUUUUUACUUCUGGAUUUGUACUAUUUCAAAUAUAAGGCAGAAAUUUUGAUUGGAAAAUGAUGUUUUGGUAUGCGCCUGAGAGUGCCUUGUGUAGAUAGAUAACCGCUCAUUUCGCCCCGGUUACUUGGCCCCCUGCUUUAGAACGAGGAGUAUUAUAAAGAAGCGCGCUUGUUUUGGUUUAUGGCUUAUAGAACGAGGAGCAUAUAGAGAGCUGUUCCAAAAUCUAACCAAGGCAUACGAUUGGUCGGAAUUAAGUUCCAGCCCCUUUCGUUUUAUUUACUAAUGAAUAUAUUGAAACAAGUUUCUGAUCCUUUCUAUUGUGAAAUAUCACAGUUCUAAGUUUCCCUUGCCAUUUAAACAAACAGUGAAUCAGCCCGUGGUCUGUCGACAGUCCAGCACUUAGGUCCAUUAACAAUCGUAAAAACAAAUUAAAUUGGAUUUUCCUGAUUGGGCCAAUUUAUCAAUUGAUUUGUUUAACGGAACGAGAAAAGCAUGUUUUGAAAAUGUAUCAAGCGUGGAGAAAGCGAGUUAUGGUUUCGUGGACACAUGAAGCGGAGGUUAAUAAGCGUACAGCCACGGGGUAGCCAGCCCAUAGACCUUAGGCCUGGGCCUACAAACUUUUGGCUUCAUCUAGCCUGAGUAUCAGGCCUUCGUAAGGGGUUGGGGAGGGGAGAAGCCCUUCCAUAUUUCCCCCAGAAACGCCAGAUACUCAGGCUAGUUUGAUCACUCUACCGAUUGUAAUAAAUUAUGCUUUUUUGGGCUAAGCUAAAAAGGUCAAGAGCUCAAAGUGUUGGUGACGUCAGUCUGUACUAGCCAUGCGUCCAAUUUUCAGGAUAUGUGGAAAUGAAAGUCAGCCAGGCAUACAACUUGGCGAAAAGCUGGGUACGUCCCUGACAGUCAUGUUUUUCACUUCAGAAAUCCUUAAAUGUAGCUUUUAUUAUGUUUGCAACACGCGGCGUGACGUUGUAAUUCUUACCCCCAAAACUGCAAACAAAUUGUGGAACGUCAAAUAGAUAGUAUUAUGCGGGCUUUACACUUGCACUUGUUGGUGAACAGAAACUACACUUUUAACCACAACAUCAUGCCACCUGUAAUCACUCUCUGAUCACGUGCGUCAGAGUUCAAAAUCUACGGUUGUCUGUUCCAUUCAACUGUUAUGCUCUAUCAAGCGACAAUUGUCGCGGCUUGUUGCAUACUCACACACUCAUCAACUUUUUACGAUAAACAGUUUGUUAUCGCACGUGAAAAUGACAAAUGGUUAAAGCAUUUCAGAAUAUCCCAAAUUCUUUCGCCACAUGCCUAGUUCCUGGACACUUUCCUCUUUCCCAAUCUUCUUCCAAAUUCCAUAAUAAAAUAAAGUGAAAUCAUACGGCAUACCUGAAGCGCUCACUCCCUCUUGAAUUAGGGCGUCGAUAAAACCAGGAACAUGGAACAUGCUAGAACAUGCCGGAACAUUCCGGAACAUCCCGGAACAUCCCGGAACAUGAAAAAAUAAAAAUAAUUUUCAAGAAAAAAAUAUAGUAAAAUAAUAAUAAUAAAAUGAUUUUUGUAAAAAAAUAAUAAACGUAAAAUAACCAAACAAAAACGAAAAAUAAUAAAAUAAUCGAGAAAAAGAAACUGGUAUCCUCUCUGAGUAUCAGAAAACAAUAUUUUGUCGUAACAAAUUAAAAUUUGUUGGGCAAGUGAGGGUUCAUGCAAGUGACAGUAAUGAGUGAAGGCUUGCUUCUAAAUUCAAAAUAUAUUAACAUGGGUCGCGCGAGGAGGGGGUUUUCAAGCUUUCCUCACACAGCCACCUCUUGUAAUUGUUUGCCAUGAGUUAAUCCUUUGGCGGUUAUCCAUUUACGGCUCUGCGAAGGUCUGAAUGAAUGACGGUGCAGUAUUUCAUGUCAAGCCAAGUCGGUAAGUAGCUCAUUUCAAGCCAACAUAUAGUCUCCUUAUAUAUAACCGACAUUUGCUUACUUGAGGUGCUUUGUUUCACUUGAGGUUGACAUGAAUUACUUAUAGACCAGGCGGCUCUGUGAACUUAAGAAGAGCAUAGGGGCUCCUGUCUUUGGAUUUUAGUGGACAGUUCUCUCAUUCGUAGUAGUUUCUAUACUGUUUACAGUCAGCAUGAUAUUUCAGACGUCUCCUCGAGUGGCAGGAGGAGUUUGCAGGGAGACGGCUAAAAUUCAGGCUAACUGAUAACAGUUAGAAACUACCGCUGCUCUACCACUACCACUGCAACUAUUCACGGGGAAUGUGAAUCUUUCAUUUAAUUAUCCAAGUCGAAAGCGACGAGCCCCUAAGCUCUUCUUACGGUCGCAAAGCUGUAAAUGGAUAACCGUUAAACCGCAUGGCAGACAUUUACAAUAGGUGGCUGUGUGAGGAAAGCUUGAAAACCCCCUCCUCGCGAGCCAUUUUAAUAUAUUUUGAAUUUAGAAGUAAGCCUUCACUCAUUACUGUCAUUUGAAUGGACCCUCACUCGCCCAAAAAAUUCAUUGCGACAAAUUAUUGUUUUCUCAUACUCGGAGAUUAUAUUAGUUUCGUUUUCUUUCGUUCUUUGUUUGUUUCUUUAUUUUUCGUUUUUAUGUUAUGUUAUGUUAUGUUAUUUAUUUUGUUAUCAUAAAUUUUUACAAAAAUUGUUUUCUAUCUAUUGUUCUUUUUAUUAUUAUUUAUUAUUAUUAUUAUUAUUAUUAUUUAAUUAAUUAAUUAUUUUUUCAUAAAAAAAUAUUUUAAUUUUUUCAUGUUCCAGAAUGUUCCGGAAUGUUCCGGAAUGUUCCGGGAUGUUCCAUGUUCCUGGUUUUAUCGACGCCCCUUGAAUUAGCCAUUUUACUGAAGUUCCGCUUGUUGUGUCGAAUGUUAUGUCGUUAUGGAGAAGGCCUACUCUGGGAACUUAAGUCGCCGUAAUUUUAGGCGACUUAAUUAAGGCGAUUUAAGGCAACUUUAGGAAAAUUUGGUCAAAAUGUUGUGCGACUUAAGGCGAUUUAAGGCGACUUUGGGCGACUUAAGGGGAAAAAGGUGACAUUUAGGCGAGUUACAUGGUAGUGAAUAUGUUGCUGUUAAUUUUUAAUUUCGGUGAAUUUUUGGUUUUCCCUUGUUUAAAAUUCAUUAGCAUACUUGACCAUACCCUGGAAAAGAUGGAAAAAUAAAAAUGAACUGAAAUAAAAAUGAACUACAACAUAUACAAAAUCAAAAUCUACAGAUAACACUACCUCUCUAGAGACACAAUGUUGUAGCAUAAGUUAAUUCAGUCUUGAAGACAUCUAACCCUGGUUAGUAACAUUUGCGAAGCAGCUCUAAUAUCCUUUGUUCUGGGUCCUGACGUACAAAAUGAAUUACCCGCAUUUUGAGUUUCCCUUCAACAUGAUUGGCAAAUGGACAAUGGCAUUUUUAACAGUCCAGUCCUGGCAUGUACUCUAAUCCUGAUACACACACAGGGGGCUCAGAACUAGGAUUUUGCCGCUAUUUUGCAGAUGGACUUAACCCAGAGUUUAGUUCCAUCUAAAGUCGAUACGUCACUUUGCCAUAGUAGCAAAGUUUCUGGAUGACAACAAAUCGAAAUUCGUGAAUUCGCACUGUUUCAAACUUCAUCGAUCUCAUUCAAUUUCAUUUAAUUUGUCAAAUGUUGGCGAAAUUUUCUUGGGUUGAAUUCGAAAGGACCGUAUCUAAGUUUAGAAAAAGAACAAGAAAAUUUUUGUGUUGUGUUCACCUACUUUAUAAAGCGGGGGCGUAAGUUUCAUAUAGCAGUCGUGCAACGAUCGUUCGCGGUGGAGCCGCGUCAACGAGACGCGAAGCGCCGAGAGAAAAAAAAUAACCUCUGGUCACAGGAGCUACGAGUCUCAUUUCCAUGCAAUAUUAGGAUCAUAUAUCUCAUCAAACCGGUUUGGAGCUGAUAUGCAUGUUUGUUUUCAUUGACGCUGACAGCUGAGAUUUGAUCCUACGUGACUCUCUACGAUGCAUUAAAAAAAAAUUGCGCAAAAGCUUACUUAGAAAAAAAAAUGCUAUAAAAAUUGCAACAAAUUCUUUUCCAAAAAAUGUACACUUCAAGUUUCAAGUAUAUGAAAAGGACAGAAGUCAGCUGAGAAGUACACACUCUGUAUGUUUUUAGAAGUCAACAGGAUAAAAAGAAUUUCCGGUCCGUGACACUUGUAUUACUGUACCAGGUCAAACUAAAUAUUGCCAGGCAAAACGGCUAUGCCAAACAAAACAUAUCAUUCUGCUGCAUUUUUUAGCAAAUAAACCGCGCAGCGAACUAUCAGGAAGUACGAAAAGAAGAAAAACCUUUUGCACCCAGGUUUUUUUUUGUACUGUCCGUGAGAAUGCAGAACUGAGACCAGCAAGACAAAGCAUAGCAGGAAAUUAUCACAUUCAUUCAAAGUACGUUCUUUGGUAGGAAAAAUUCAAACAAAGCUUCUUCCUCGAGCAACGUUGAUUCAGUUGUAGAAUGUUCGCAACAAAAACAACAACAACAACAACAACAACAACAAUACCUUUAUUCGCCUUGUACUUAAUCAAUUACAUACACACGUGAAAGAGAAAUAUAUAUAUAUAUUUAUUUGUACUUAAUAAGGCCUGGAGCUGAAAUAAUCCUAAGAUUUUCUAGCCAGUUCUCCAGAAAUUCGCUUAAAUUAUUUCGAAGUUUAUCCAGAGAUUGCCACACUUCCAAAAGUAAACAUGAAAGCAGAUAUCUCCGAAUUACAACCCGGGAUUAUAUUGUUUGUUAUGAACAUCGCAAUUGCAACCGGUUUUUAAUCUCAUGCGGUGAAGCUUUUCAAUGCAGCCAAUCAAGUUCAAUGUUACAGCGUUAAUUCCUUGCGAACAUGGGAGUAACCAAUCGGCGACCCACUUCAAAUUCUGAACUGAUUUCUCGCAUGGAAAUGAGUUUGCUUGCUUGUGUGACGAGAGGUCCGUCUCGGGAGCCUUAUCAAACCGUAAGCAUGGUUUGUUUCAUCUUAGGUAUUUUGAGAACGGACCUCUGGAGCCAGGGUAGUGUUUAACAAAACCUCGUUCUGACCCAUUUUCAGUUUUCCUAAAACGCUUUUAUCCUAAAACUAUUUAUCGUGAAUAGUUGCUAGAAGGCAUAAAGCGCAUACAAGAAACGUCGGACUCUUUUUGAGGACGAACUCAAUUGAUCCAGUUUCCUGCGAAUCCUCAUAUCCAGGUGAAAAGUAAAUGGAACACGACUUUUCUGGUCGUUGCAGUGCAAAAUUUCCGGGAGCGAAGGAACGAUGAUCUGAAAAGGUAGUCCUGUUUUUCCGCACGGAAUGUUAAUAGCAGAAAUUUGCGUUUCAUUUAUUAAAGCCAAUCUUUGAUACCAGUUCCAGGCUUUCGCGGCUGUUUUUCGGUAACAGCCCACUUAUGUGAAUUUCAAGUUUAAAUUUUAGGAGCCGUUAAAAAAAUAUUUUCUCUCGGUAUAGCUCUGGCCCUGAGAAAAGGCUAAUUUUGUUAGCCGAAAUAUUGGCCUAUAAUAUAUCAGCCCUUUGCCGUAGUCUCAGCCUUGCAUUCAGUUUUGUUCCAUUUUACACCUCAAGUGACGUCUGGCUACAGCAUCUCUUUAAUUAGUUAGAGAUCCGGCAGGAGGAACCAGUCAGUUUUAUUAACGCGUUGCGUGGACCUCUGUAUUCAAACAGUUUUUCUGUGUAACUGGUAAGCACAAUGCCUGAACAAAAUUUACCAACUCUGAAUUUCACUUUACCAAUUACCCAAACCAUGAACCGAACGGUUUGCCCAAGUAAAUGGUAAACAACCAACAGUUCCCAAAAGGCCAAAACAGUCUUAAAAAGUGGAAUUCAUCACCGUUACAACAUCAGCCCUGUCUCAUGAGAGCAACCUUAAAUGAUGUUUCACCACUGCACUCGAUUCAGUUUCCCGACGGCUUAUCGCUUCAGGCUGAGUGAACAUCUAAUUCAAUAGACCUUAUUUUAGCACAAGUUGUUUUGAAUACAACUGAUUUUAGUAAAGCUUUUAUAACAGUUAUAAGAGAAUAGUAGGUCGCGUAGGAAUGAAGUAAAGGAACCGUGUUGUUAGUCCCUGGCAUUCUUAUUACUUUUUUGACUCUUGAAUAGCAAUCACUAGAAUCCCCAUACAGACCCUUGUUGGGCAAAUAUAAUUGACACCCUUAAGCUAGGGCUAUCUCUGUUUUCAAACGUAUUUCAGGUAUUUAUGAAUAGUGAGAGUUUAACAGAGAACUUUACCUUUCAGUUGUGGAUGUUAAGCCUGCCAUUCCAAUGGUAAUGGGAGCGAACAUUGGAACAUCAGUCACCAACACCAUUGUCUCCUUGGCUGAAGCUGCCGAGCGAAAUGAAUUCCGUCGUGCCUUUGCUGGAGCCGUCGUGCACGAUAUAUUCAACUGGUUGUCUGUCAUUGUGUUUUUGCCUCUCGAAGUAGCUUCCGGCUACUUGCGCCGACUAACUGGAGAGAUCAUUGACUCUCUCAGUCUCAAAACAGAUAAAGGUGUCAACCAAAAGUUGUUGAAAACAAUAACGGAACCAUUUACAAAGCUUAUUAUUCAGUUGGAUAAAAACGUCAUAACGGAUAUUGCCCUUGGAGACCAAUCUGCUGAAUCAAAGUCUCUAAUCAAAAGUUGCAAGCCGGAAAAUGUCACUAAGGUGGUCAAUAAGACUGACUUGGUCAAUGACGGUAAUACAACUUAUACAACUUAUAAACUUGUGAACGAGUCGUCUACAACAGAUCCUCCCUGCUUCCUUUUUGCAGACACUCCACUGAGUGACACAGAAGUUGGUGUCAUAAUCCUGGUGAUAGCUAUCGCUCUUCUUUGUGUCUGCCUUAUACUCAUCGUCAAAACCCUUCAUUCCAUGCUUCGCGGUCAGAUGGCCAAGAUUAUCAAGAAGACCGUCAACGCAGACUUCCCAGGGCCGUUCAAGUAUUUCACUGGUUACUUUGCCAUCUUGGUUGGUGCUGGGUUAACAAUGUUGGUUCAGUCCAGUUCCAUCUUCACCUCUGCACUUACGCCUCUUAUCGGUGUCGGAGUGGUGUCUCUUGAGCGCGCCUUUCCCCUCACUUUGGGUGCAAACAUCGGAACAACUGCAACGGGCAUUCUGGCAGCCCUGGCAAGUACCUCAAACUUGGACAAAGCUCUCCAGAUUGCCUUCUGCCAUCUGUUCUUCAAUAUUUCUGGUAUCAUAUUGUGGUAUCCAGUCCCUUACGUUCGCAAAUUGCCUAUCAAUACGGCAAAAUUCCUGGGCAACAAAACUGCUGAGUACCGCUGGUUUGCCUUGGCUUACCUGAUUUUUGGUUUCUUUCUCCUUCCUGCAGCUAUAUUUGGCUUGUCAUUGGCCGGUUGGCAAAUCCUGGUUGGUGUGGCAGUCCCAAUUGUUCUUCUCUUGCUGUUCAUCAUCAUUGUCAACAUCCUUCAGAGGAAAGCCCCAGACGUUUUGCCAGAGGUUCUCCAAGAUUGGAAAUGGCUACCAAAAUGGACACGGUCAUUGGAACCUUAUGAUCGUGUGUUUAAAAAAUUGAGUGGACUUAAACGAUAUUGCUGCUGCGGUAGAAAUCGGGAGGACUAAAGUGAAAAAGAAAACU